AUGGUUGUAUUGAUAGCAUUACAAAAGCAAGGGCUAUGCUAAAUCGUGACCUUCUUCGCUUCUCUCAACAGGUGCAUCUGCCAGCAGAUUAGAAUGCCGGGAACGUGGACCAUAUCCGUACAUGAUGCAUGAUGCCCACAUGAUUGCAGCCUGACGCUAGCAUCCAAGUCUGCCGGCGUCGUAUACACCAUCUGCUCUCAAGGGUCGCCGGUCACCGGUCACUCCUCGGUCUCCCUUUAACAACCUUGUAACAACAAUCAACGAUGCGUGCUGCUGUAAUCUGCCUCGUAGCCUUAUCAAUGGCUGCUACCCUUGUCUCAUCUCGUCCAAGCGCUUCAUACCUGACCCAGUCUUUCCAGGCGCUGUUGAGUCCGUUGUACGAAAGACAAAGCAGCUCCGUUCCUUCGCAGUGUACCUCAACUUGCGAUCCUAUCCAAAAUGAAGAGAACGCUGGAUACCCUAUGACUGCAUGCUGCACCCAGUCCUUUGAAACAAGUUACUACAACUGCCUCUUGUGCGUUGGCACUGCAGUGAAUGCUACAGAUUAUACACGGGCACAAGCCAAUCUAGACCAACUCUACAUCUCUUGCUACGAUCACGGCUAUUCACUCAAAGGACGCACCCUCCCUGAUCAAGAUCUAUCCCGCACUUACUCAACUUCUUCCCGUGCUACUAGUAAAACUUCUACCGUUGCCGGUACUUCACCUACGUCCGUGUCGAUACUUACAUCAGUAUCGGCACCUACGUCCACCUCAGAGACCACUAUACUGCCUUCGGGUGCGUCGUCCGCCUCCUCUGGGAUGUCGACCUCUGCCAAUGGUACUGCAACUUCACCCUCGUCCACGCCUAAUACUGGGUCAAGUGCUGCGCUGGGGCUAAGCGUAGGAGGAAGCGGAGUCUGUGCUUUGGUUGCUGCUGCUAUCGGAUUGAUCGUGUUGUUGGAAAACUGAUUGGGAAAACUACUGUAUUUUUUUUCUGUGAUUCAUAUAUUGUUGGUACUCGCCAACAUAGGACUGGUGCGUAACCGCGGCUCAGGCAGCUAUGUAAAAGGGACUUCUGCUGAUGCACAGGAGCUCCUACCUCCUUACUUGGCUGGCAGGUGUAUUACGUGGGCGACUCGGAGAACACAAGAGAAGCUCG
Messenger RNA from Suillus subaureus, 1140 nucleotides. RefSeq lists its product as uncharacterized. Lineage: Eukaryota; Fungi; Basidiomycota; Agaricomycetes; Boletales; Suillaceae. Bases 264 to 950 code for a protein of 228 amino acids. The transcript is spliced from 3 exons. The record is from RefSeq and is a predicted model, not a curated record.